Molecule: messenger RNA, 4143 nt
Organism: Penaeus monodon (black tiger shrimp)
Lineage: Eukaryota; Metazoa; Arthropoda; Malacostraca; Decapoda; Penaeidae
Exons: 5
Coding region: 1-4143 (1380 amino acids)
Biological process (GO): DNA integration
Molecular function (GO): zinc ion binding; nucleic acid binding
Source: RefSeq, a predicted model, not a curated record
AUGAAGACUGCCUUAGAGAGAGAAACUUUGGGAGAUAACAAGCGUGAAAUGCCUCUGUUGUACACAAGUUCUUCCUGCUGUGAGGCAGUACGUGAAGGUUGUUGUUUUUUGUGGAUGUUGCGGGAAGGUUUCCCCUUCAUGGUUUACCGUCCUUGGGGCCCGGAGGUGAAUCAAACAGAUUUUAAUUUUGAUGUGUUGAAAGCUCAGGCUGAGGCGUUAGGCCUUCAAGGAAAUGAUAUUGCUCAGUAUGUCAUUAGUCAACAGACACUUGCAAGGGAGGAGAGAGCAAAAGAAAGAGCAUUUCAGAAAGAACAAUUAGAAGCGGAGAAAGAAAAGGUUAAACUUGAACAUGAGCUUCAGAUGGCUCGGUUAAACAAUCCUUCAGCCAGCUCAUUCACUUCGGUCCUUUUUGAUGGCGCUUCGCGCCCUUGCUUACCAGUUUUUAAAGAUGGGGAAGAUAUGACUUCAUACUUAAUCAAGUUUGAGCGCAUUGCCAGCUUGUUAAAUUUUAGAGAAGAAACUUAUGCUAUCAGACUGGGAAGUUUGUUGACUGGAAAAGCAGUUGAUAUAUACACCUCACUGCCUCCAGAAAUAACGUCUGAUUAUAAAUUGUUGAAAAAAGCUCUCUUACGGGGUUAUAGUAAAACUCCCGCAAGUUAUAGGAAUGAUUUUAGAACUGCUAAGAUAAAAUGUGGGGAAACAUAUGAGCAAUUUGCUAUUCGACUUGGACGGUUAUUUGACUAUUGGGUGGAUGCAUGCGACAUCACCAAAGAUUAUGAAUCUCUUCGUGAUUUUAUGUUGCUGGACCAACUAAUGUCUUCCAUUUCCCCAGAUCUGCGAGUAUAUGUGAAAGAACACAACGUCUCCUCUUUAUCUGAUGCGGUAAGCCUGUCGGAUAAUUGGGUAUCUGCUCAUAGUGCCUACCCCAAGUCGUAUCAAUCCUUUGACCAAGGUAAGAGAAGUGUGGCUCCAAAGCCCCCGACUCCAAUUCAGCCAACUUUGAAAAGAGAUUUUUCAUCUGUUAAGUGUCAUGGGUGUGGUGACAUUGGACAUACAAGAUCUCGCUGUCCUAAAAAUCCCUUAGCUUACAAACAGUACUCCUCAGUUCCAACUCAUAAAGUCGGAUUUAGUCUAAAUGACAGAGGAAAUUCAAAGUUUAUGACAGCUGGUACCUUGAAUGGGGCUUGGGUCUCCACUAUUCUCAGAGAUACGGGGUGCACAUGUGUUAUUGUAUCUGACAAGUUGUUACCUGAUGUUGAUGUUUCUAGCACUGAUCUGGUGGGGAUAGAAGAUUAUCUUGGCCGGCUGGAUUAUUUCCCCAAAACUAAAUGCUUUUUGAAAUGUCCAUACUUUGAAGGUUGGGUUGAUGUGGUGAGAGCACCAAUUCAAUUUUGCAGUAUUUUGGUUGGGAAUGUACCAGGGGCAUAUAAUCCCAAAUUAUCUCCAGAUUUUGACUUAAAUGUACCUCAACAUUCAAAUAAUGCGCCUCUUGAUUAUUCAUGUGCAAUUCAAACUAGAUCCUCUAAAGUAAAAAGGUUUCACCCUUUAGUCUUACCAAAGAUUGAACCCCUUAAAGUUACCCCUGAGGAAUUUGCUAAAUUGCAGGCAGAAUGUCAUUCUCUGACCAAAUUGUGGGAAAAAGUGAAGUCUGAAGAACUUGAUAAAAUGCGAGACGGUAAAGAAUUUAAGUAUGAGCAAAGAAAUGGUCUGCUUUACCGUACUUGUGUUGCUUCAAAGCAUUAUGAAAGAUUAGGCAAAUCUUCCCUAGUAGUACCCAGUGAAUGUAGAGCUAUCAUUCUCUCGGUAGGUCAUGAGAGCCCCUUGGCUGGCCAUUUCUCUCAUCGGAAAUCAGAAAUGCGCAUUAAAGACCAUUUCUAUUGGCCAAACAUGGGGGCUGAAAUCAGGGAUUUCUGUAAGUCUUGUGACAAGUGUCAAAGGAUGUCAACUAAGGGUAGAGUAAGACCAGUGCCAUUAAAGUCUAUGCCUAUUUUAACGGAACCAUUUUCUCGUGUUUCUAUUGACUUGGUAGGUCCAUUUUCUCCUCCAUCUUCUGAGGGUCACCGUUAUAUCUUAACCUUGAUUGAUUUUGCCGCCGGUUUUCCAGAAGCACUGCCUCUUAAAGAGACUGAUUCCAUAUCUGUAGCCGAAGCCCUUCUGGUGAUAUUUUCAAGGGUUGGUAUACCUCGGGAAAUUUUGUCUGAUAGAGGAAGACAAUUUGUUUCCCAACUAAUGGGAGAAGUACAUAAAUUAUUGGGAGUCAAGCCACUCUUUACUACUCCCUAUCACCCUAGUGGGAAUGGAAGGGUGGAAAGUUUUCAUGCAACUCUAAAAGCCUCCUUAAGGAAAUUAUGUAGUGACAAACCACGUGCAUGGCACCGAUAUCUAGUCCCCACAUUGUUUGCGAUGCGAGAGAUUCCUAGCGAUCGAACAGGGUUUUCAGCCUUCGAGCUACUUUAUGGACGAACAGUCCGGGGGCCACUUUCAGUUUUAAGGGACUUGUGGGAAGACACAACCAUAAAGGAGGAUGAUAGAUCUUCUUUCCAAUAUGUCAUCGAAUUAAAAGAUAAGUUGGAAGAGUGUGCUAAAAUUGUAGCUCGAAAUGCUGAGAUCAGUUCCACCAAAUUCAAAUCUUACUUUGAUUUAAAAUCUCAGGAUAGGAAGUUUAGGCCAGGCGAGGAAGUCCUUGUACUCCUCCCUGAUAACACUAACAAAUUGCUCAUGUCUUGGAAUGACCCAUAUACUGUUCUUGAGUGCCGUAACAAGGUAAAUUAUCUUAUUGAUGAAGGUGGAAAACCCAAGUUACUUCAUGCAAACCUAUUAAAGAAGUAUCAUAGGAGAGCCAUAAGUUGCCAACCUAAUGUUAUGGACGAAGAAACAGAGCAGAAAUCUGAUAUUCAAUCAUUAACUACAAAUUUCCGGGAUGUAUUUUCACUAAUUCCUGGUUGUACCAACACCCUGGAGCAUGAGAUUGAAGUUAACACCACAGAACGUAUUAAGUCUAAGAUUUACCCCAUUCCUAUACAUCUAAAAGCCCACUUUGAAGCUGAAGUUGACCAAUUACUUGAACAAGGGAUUAUACAGCUAUCGUCCUCUCCCCAUUCGUCUCCAGUAGUCAUGGUCAAAAAGUCAGAUGGUAGCUACCGUAUGGCUAUAGAUUAUCGAGCUGUUAAUUCUGUAACUAAUUUCCAUGCUGAGCCAGCUUGCACUAUGGAAGAAGACUUGUAUAAAUUUUCAGGAUGUAAAUAUUUCUCUGAAUUGGAUCUUACUAAGGCUUACUACCAAAUUAAACUUUCUGAGAAAGCCAGACCUUUAACGGCAUUUCCUUCACACAAGGGUUUAAUGGAAUUUUGCCGAAUGCCUUUUGGGUUGGUAAAUGCUUGUGCCACUUAUAUUCGCCUAAUGCGCAUUGUUUUAGCUGGUUUAAAGGAUGUUUCCUUCUAUUUUGAUAAUAUUUUCAUUCAUACUAGAACUUGGGAAGAGCAGACAGAGGCUAUUUUUUCUGUAUUAGAGAGAUUACGUGAGCACAACCUCACUGCAAAACCUUCAAAGUGCAGAUUUGGUUUCAAGUCUAUUCAUUACUUAGGCUUUAUUCUUGAUGGUAACUAUUUGCAUCCAAAGCUUGAUAAAAUAGAGGCUAUACUUAGUUUACCACCUCCUUGCACAAAGAAGACUUUACGAUCUUUCCUUGGCUUAAUUUCAUUUUAUAGAAUGGUCAUUCCACAAGCAGCUUCACUGACAAGUUCAUUAUCAGACUUGUUACGUAAAAAUGUUAGCGAACCCCUAAAGUGGACGGAUGAAUUAACUAAAGUAUUUGAAAAGUUGAAAACGGCAUUAGCUUCCAAACCCAUAUUAAAGAUACCUGAUGCUUCCCUUCCUUUUGUCUUACGAACAGAUUCAUCAGACGUUGGGCUUGGAGCCGUUCUUCUACAGUACGUCGAUGGUCAUCCAUUCCCUGUGGCAUACGCUAGUCGAAAACUAUUAGACAGAGAAAGGAGGUACUCAACCAUUGAGAAAGAAGGCUUGGCUAUAAUAUUCGGCAAUCGCAAAGUUGCAAAUGUGAGUGUGAAUAUUUUUCAGUCAUGCCAAGAAUAUUUUUAUUUCAUAGAAUUUUCUCUGCAGAUACAGUAUACUCUGUACGAAUGA